CCCCCACGCGCUGCGGGAGCCGGGAGCGUGGAGCCAAUGGCCGGCGCGGCCACGCAGAGCAGGACCCCCGGGGGGCCAGGCCCCGCCGAGCCGGAGGAGACGUGCAGCUGGCGCUGCUCCGAACACGGGGGUCGCCCGGUGGAGCUCUUCUGUCGCCGCUGCGGCCGCUGCGUGUGCGCGCUCUGCCCGGUGCUGGGCGGGCAUCGCGGCCACCCGGUGGCCCUGGCGCGGGAUGAGGCGGCGCGAGUGCAGAAACUCAUCCAAGAAUGUCUCGAGCAUUUGGCGACCAAGAAGCAGCAGCACGUUGGCAACAUAACCCAGAUAGAAGUUGUCACCGAGAAGCUCAAGGCUCAUGCAGAGUCAAGUAAAGCCUGGCUGAAGGAGAAAUUCACUGAACUCAGAUUACUCCUUGAUGAAGAGGAAGUGUUGGCCAAAAAAUUCGUUGAUAAAAACAUGCAACUUGCUCUCCAGGGAUACAGGGAGCAAGCUGAGUCUUGCGAGAAGCAAGUUGAUGUCAUGAAUGAGCUCUCCAGCAGAAUCUGGAGUAUCGGCCAGGAGCCCAACCCCAUCCAGCUGCUGCAGGCAUACACAGCCAUUGAGCUGGAGAUGCAGCGGCACAUGAGCCUCCCAGAGCUGAGCCACCCUGUGCCCCAGUCCUUUGAGCCUGUGAAGAGCUUCUUCAAGGACUUCACAGAAGCCAUGCAGAGCAUGUUACAGACACCACUGGACAUUCGCCUGAAGGAAAACUUGAAAUGCCAGCUGUCCGGCUCCUCUAGCACCAAGCCAGGUACCUUGCUGAAAAUAAGUCCCUCACCAGAGAGAUCGCUCCUCUUAAAAUACGCGCGCACGCCGACGCUGGAUCCUGACACGAUGCACGCGCGCCUGCGCCUCUCUGCCGACCGCCUGACCUUGCGCUGUGGCCUCGUGGGCAGCCUGGGGCCGACGCCCGCUCUACGCUUCGACAAGCUUUGGCAGGUGCUGGGUCGAGACUGCUUCGCCGCCGGCCGCCACUACUGGGAGGUGGACGUGCAGGAGGCGGGCUGCGGCUGGUGGGUGGGCGCUGCCUACCCUUCCCUGCGGCGCCGCGGGGCCACGGCUGCCGCCCGCCUGGGCUGCAACCGCCAGUCCUGGUGCCUCAAGCGCUAUGACCUUGAGUACUGGGCCUUCCACGACUGCCAGCGCAGCCGCCUGCGGCCCCGGGGCGACCCGGACCGCCUCGGGGUCUUCCUGGACUACGAGGCCGGCGUCCUUGCCUUCUACGACGUGAGGGACGGUAUGCGCCACCUGCACACCUUCCACGACUCCUUCCAGGAGCCAUUGUACCCGGCCCUGCGGCUCUGGGAAGGGACCAUCAGCAUCCCCCGGCUGCCCUAGGGCCCCAGGCGUGACCACCUUCGCCCGCUCAGUGUCCCCCGAGUCCCCCGGCCUAGUUGCAGAGGUGUCAUAGAGGCUUCUGCUGUUGCCCUCUCCUCGGUUCUCCCCCACCACUGUCAUUGACUCUACACUGCUUUUAGAGCAGGUCUAUGAAAGUGGGGCACCCACAGAUACCCUGAGCAUCCUGAAUUGUCCAAACGCAUUGUCCUCAGUCUGGGGACCUCCUCUGGCACCUAGUAGGCACACGGUAGGUAGGAAGGCGAGAACUGGCUAGUGGUUUAGGGCUCAGAGAAGCCUGAAGCCCAGGUCUGUCCCACCCCCUCCCCCAGGCAAGUGCCUACCUUGACCCUUUUCCCUGUCCUUUGAGCGUGACUUUCAACCUGGGAGAUUUGACUGUUUUUCUGGGGGACGUGGGUUGGGAAUCAGCAGUUGAGUAUUGCUAAGCAAUCACUGGGUUCAGUCUCAGGAGAGAAAAAAGAGCUACCUUUGGGCAUUGAGCAGCUCCAGAUAGCCUCAUGCUCCUCAGACCCCUCAAACCCAGAUGUUGCCAAGGAAAUCCAGAAAGCCCAGUUUCUGGAAUGACAUGACAGAAAAAGCCAAAAUGACAGGACCUCACAGAGAGGCCUCCUCUAGCUGGGAAAGAUGGCCUCUUUCCAGGACCUGUGCCUCAGGUGUGAAGGUUCAGCGUCAGUUUCCUGGAUGGCUGUGAAGUUACACUGUUAAAGCAUCUUCUCAAGUGUAUAAUGGAGGGUGAGGAACAUGAAAGGCCACCCCUCCUUAUGGUUUAAACAGACUCAGUACAUUUGUUUGAACCAUAUAAAACUGAGUUUCCAAUAGCUUUUGGCUUUAAAAUGGCACUUUAAUAUGGGUUAAGUAGAAUAUAAGGUGUAAGUAAGUGUAAGUAGAAUAUAAGGAACUAAAGUGCCUUUAGUUCUGACCAAAUAAUUUAAAACUCUGACUGGGUAGAUGUGAAGGGACUAUGCUUCAGGAUCUCAGUAAUAGAAAAAUUAAUUACUGGGCAUGGCCCAGAGCUGAAUUCUGAUGGAGAGAGAUGUGUACUUGACUCCACAUUUUCAUCGAUCCCUGAAAAGCAAAAUCUUUUUUACCAGACCCUGAGCUGCAGAAGCCGAGCCAUAGCAGCUCUUAACGGGAUGUCGUUGCUGUCACACAUAGCCUUACUAAACUCAUUGGUCCAUGGGCCGGGGAUGUGGCUCAGUGGCACUGUGCCUGCCUGGCAAGCGCAAGGUCCUGAGUUUGAUCCCCGGUGCAACAAAAAGAAAGUAAAGUCAUCGGUCCUUACGUUGUCCCUGAGAGGCAGAAAUUUUCCCAUUCUGUGCAUGAUGAAAUGGAGACAGAUGUGUCACUUUCCCAAGGUCAUACAGCUGGGAUUGGAGUGAAGGGUCCAGGGUGGAUGUAAAUGUUAUUCUGUGGGACCUGAUUCCACCAUUGGAUUACUUUUUUUGGCCUCUGAGAUGAAAACAUACACCUGAGGAGACUUGUUUUGAGAAGUCUAGGAUUCACAUAGCAGGAACAGAGCUGAACUAUAAAGCAGGAAAACUGCUCCGGGCCAAGGCCUGUGCUAGCCAGAAAACUGCAUUUAGUUCAGUAUUCAGCCGUAGGACCACAGGUAGCCACUGUUUACUUCUUGUAGCCUCAUAGUAAAAUGGGGACAAUGACUCUUAACUUCUAGUGCUGUGAGGAAAAGUUAUGAACUUGCCUUAAAAUCUGUGGUGCUCUAUCCUGCUGGGAUUUAUAACACCCCAGCAGUGUUCUGUGUAUCAUCAUGGUGCUGAGGCAUCUGAGGUGCCCAGCCACCAUGUGGCAGUAGUGGGAGUCUCCAUACUCUUAGCACAGGAGCAUGUCUUCUUCAGGGAGAUGUUCAUAAGGGUAUCACUCAUGUACUUUCUUCUUUUCCAGAGUCGAAUUGUAGAAAUUUCCAUACACACACAGUGGAUUGCUUGCAGAUUUGUGUUUUCCCUGUGGUGCUGGGGAUGACACCCAGGGCCUUGCACGUGCCAAGCAAGUGCUCUACCACUGAGGCACAUCCCCAGUCCUGGCAGAUAUUUUUAAAUGACAGCAAUUUUCUAAUAUGUGG
This is a messenger RNA of Heterocephalus glaber (naked mole-rat), 3469 nucleotides long. RefSeq names its product tripartite motif containing 14 (gene Trim14). Lineage: Eukaryota; Metazoa; Chordata; Mammalia; Rodentia; Bathyergidae. Gene Ontology annotation, molecular function: protein binding; zinc ion binding. Gene Ontology annotation, biological process: innate immune response. The record is from RefSeq and is a predicted model, not a curated record.